AGGGGGUCCACCUUUCGCGUGACGAUGGAUUCGCAGCCUUCCAACAUGUUGAGAGGCUCGGAGGUGUGCAGCAGAAGAGCAUCUGGCACAAAUCCACAGGUGGUCAAACGGCUCUUCAUGUCCGUUGGGAAGUCAGUGGUCCGCCUUGAACGCCUCAGCGUGGGUCAAUUGUCCUUGGAGGACUGUGGCCUCUGUGCGCCUGGAGACUUUGCUGAGCUGAGCCAGCAGCAGAUUGAUCGACUAUGGCAGGACCCGGCACCAGUGCAGCCAAAGAAAGGAACCGAGUCCCAAUCUGAAGUCUGACAAGGAGCCCAUCUCCUCAGUCGGUGGACCGUGGACCAUGUGUUUCAGCACACCAAGGCGAACAUCUCGCCGCACGCCGCGUCCAAAACGUCGACGGCAAGGGCAAGGGCAAGGGCAAGCCAAGCCUAACUGGUGCAGAGGCGACUUCAAAA
Molecule: messenger RNA, 455 nt
Organism: Cladocopium goreaui
Lineage: Eukaryota; Dinophyceae; Suessiales; Symbiodiniaceae
Source: the annotation of a GenBank genome assembly